AGUGAAGUGUUGUACAGUAUUUCAUCAUCUCGAAAUAAUAAUUUAAUUAGUGCUAAAUCAUUUGUCAAGUUGCAGUUUUUGCAGCCAGACCGGAGCCACAUGUAUCUUACAGACUGAAGACACAUACAUUUAAUGAUCCUUUAUUAGUUGAAGGAUAUGUUAAAGAAGGUCAGUAGAAAUAGAAACCAAUCUUUCUUAUUUUCCUUUUGUUUGCAUAAACCAGGGGUCUUCAACUCUUCUUCAAGGGCCAGAUUAUUAUUAUUAUUAAAUAUGUUAUAACUAAUGUUGUUACUUUUGUUAUAGGUCAUAUAUUUACAAUCAUGCAUUUUUAAAAAAGAUGCACACAUCUUGUAUCCAGUAUUUUGUCCUUUAAUUACUGAAAACUUAAAAAAAAUAAUUACAGGAGCCAAAUGUUAUAAACAUUGGAUAAAACAGUGCAAGUGUAAAUAAUCAACACAUGUAUUUUGUCUAUCUGUCUAUCUAACUGUAAUGAAUGCAGAUAACUCAAACUUCUUUUGUUUAUAACAAUUGUACUUUCAUAAAUUGUUACAUUUCAAGUAUUCAAAACAUAUAGUCAGUCUUCUCAUAACGACUGAAAUUCCACUUCAUUUUUUCUUUUUUAAUAUUUUAAAGAUAUAUAAGGUAAAACACCUUUCCAUUGUACACUGCAUUCAGACACGACUGUCGGUUCGCCCCCUAGUGGCAGUCGUAUUGAAAUUUCAGUUUAAUCUUAAAUCCGUGUGUAAGAAGCUCAUUCAAGCACAAGAGUCUUUAAUCUACGAUAUAUUUGUACUUAAUAAUUUACUUAUCAGUAAUCAAUCGUUUUUAAAGGAUUCAAGUGUUCAGACAAAGAUGACCGGCAAGCCGGAUAAAGUAGAUUGAAGUGCCUGACAUACACCUUAAGAAAAAAAUGUCUAAAAUAGUCCCUAAGUUUUACUAGUGCAGUGCUCUUUCAAACACAUUUGCACGUAAAGAGUUCAUAUUACUUUCACUUUCAUUUUAGUAUCUCAAAGGUACAUAUUGCUACCAAAUGUAUAUAUAUCUGUACAUAAAUGGUACAAAUUAGGAAUUAGGAAGGGUACUAAUGGGUUAAAAUUUUGACAUUUUUUUUAACAGUGUAGUAUGUAGUAUGACAGUAUAUAAAAAGUAAAUAACUUUAAAAGUAUUUUUCUUCGCUAAUGUCUUAAUUUGAACACCGAGUGAGCCAAGGCAGAGUUUAUAAAUGUGACGACUAUGUGGAAACACAUAGUAAAAUGCUGUGUAUGUGUUUAACAGCACAGAAUGAAGUGGCUGGAGACGCCUCAGAAAUCUCAGAUCAACUCAUUACUUUAGAGAUCAGGUCACCUGAUGUCUGUGACCUCACGCUGAUCGAUUUACCUGGAAUAGCCAGAGUCCCAGUACAAGGACAACCAAGGGAUAUUGGAAAUCGGAUCAAAACCCUGAUUAUGAAAUUUAUUGAGAAGCCCGAGACUAUAAACAUGGUAGUGCUCCCAUGUAACAUUGACAUUGCAACAAAUGAAGCAUUAAAAAUGGCACAGGAAGUAGAUCCUGAGGGUACAAGGACUGUAGCUGUUUUGACCAAGCCGGACCUCAUAGAUGUGGGAACAGAAAAAAACAUUCUGGCUAUUGCCCAGAACAAAGUUAUCCAGCUGCGCAAAGGUUACAUCAUGGUGAAGUGUAGAGGUCAACAACAGAUUGAUAAAAAAAUUCCUCUGGAGGAGGCUUUACAGAUGGAAAAAGAUUUCUUCAAGAAACAUAAACAUUUCAGAUGUCUUCUGCCUCAGAACAAAGCUACUAUUCCAUGCCUUGCCACCGAUCUCACCGUUCAUCUUGUUGAUCAUAUUAAAAAAGCACUGCCACAGGUUGAUGCUCAAAUAAAACAGCAGUCAUCAGAAGUGAGAAAGGAGCUCAAGGAGAUUGAGGGAGGACCACCACAGGACCCUCAGGGGGCUAAAGAAUACCUCAUUAAGACUCUAUUAUCAUUCAAUGAUAAAAUAAAGUCCCUGUCAUUAGGGGAGCUGAUCGUUAGUGACAAUUUGUAUACUCAGCUCCGGAAAGAAUACGAGAAGUGGAAUGAUCAUCUAAACAGCACAAUGUCAAUAUUUAACCAUCCGACUGCAAGGGUAAAAGAACAAAUCUUACAGAAUAGAGGACGGGAACUUGCUGGCUUCAGCAGCUACAGGGUUUUUGAGAUGCUUCUGCAGGAAUAUGUGGCCCAACUUAAGGAUCCAGCCAUUGUUUUACUUAAUACUGUGAAAGACAUCAUCCUCAAGCAGUUCGUUUGCAUGUCUGAUGAAUUUUUCCGGCGUUACCCAGCUCUUAAGAAUAUAACUAUGAACAAAAUCGACCAAAUUCAAUCAAGUCAGCGAAGCAAAGUUGAGAAUAGGAUCUUGGAGCACUUUGAAAUGGAAAAGAUGAUCUUUACACAAGAUAAAAUUUACUACAAUACCUUGAAUGAGAAUGGCGAUGAAAUAUUUUCAGAAGCUCAGUUACCUGUUUGUGAUAUAGCAAGCAAGUACACAGAUAUGCUGAAGGCUUAUUAUGAGAUUAUGGUGCAGCGCAUGGCUGAUCAUGUGCCCAUGGUGACCCGCUAUUUCAUGUUGAAAGAGGCUGCUGAGCUCCUGUGUAAUGAUAUGCUGACUCUGUUGGAUAGGGAUGAUGUGUGUGAGAUUCUGACUGAAGAUAGCGAUAUUGGUCGAAAGCGCAGAGACUUGCAGGCUCGUCUGGAUCGUUUGAACACCGCUCAGGAAGAAAUUGGCAAAAUUAUUUGAGGCAUCUACUUUAAUUUAUGUAAUUUAUAUGACAACCUAAAGGUCAUGUAAAUCAUGUUCUUUUAUCUAUUUGACGGCCUAGAUUUUGCCUGUUACGUCUCACCUUUUUUAGAACAGCUGUCUGGUUUGAUUGGGUUUUUAUAAUGGGUUUAUUUUUAUGUACAUUUGAAGAGUUUGGUUCCAAAAUGAGAUAACCUCUGUUUUUAAAACUUUGAUCAGACUGCAGUUGGUUAGUUUAAAUGUAAGCCUUAAUAAAGAAUAAAAUACAGCUAAGUAACACAAUAAAAACAUGAUAACAUAAUAAUAAACAUGUUUUGACAAAAAUGUUUAAAACGGGUUAACUCGUUUUGGAAACUCUUCAUUUAAACAUGCAUACAUUUCUGUAGUUGGUCAUGGAUUUGGUUGGAUUUUCUUAACAUAAAUUACAGGCAUAUAGCAAAUCAUUAGUUAUUGUAUUUAAAUAUUCUACUGGCUAAAGGAUAUUUUCUGCAUGCAUAUCGUGUUUCUAACAAAACAAUAAACUUAAUUCUUAAUUCU
Messenger RNA from Misgurnus anguillicaudatus (oriental weatherfish), 3308 nucleotides. The record is from RefSeq and is a predicted model, not a curated record. NCBI's taxonomy places the organism in Eukaryota, Metazoa, Chordata, Actinopteri, Cypriniformes, Cobitidae.